Naegleria gruberi is the source of this 999-nucleotide messenger RNA. RefSeq lists its product as uncharacterized. The coding region runs from base 1 to 999 and encodes 332 amino acids. The transcript has 2 exons. NCBI's taxonomy places the organism in Eukaryota, Heterolobosea, Eutetramitea, Acrasida, Naegleriidae. The record is from RefSeq and is a predicted model, not a curated record. Gene Ontology annotation, molecular function: pseudouridylate synthase activity.
AUGUCUGCUGAAAAGGCUAAGAAGAAUUCAUUUGAUGAUUAUUUGGUGAAGGCUAAGAUUCAUCCCGAAGUAAAGGAAGCCCUCGCACAAAACAAGGCUGUUGUUGCAUUGGAAUCUACAAUUAUUAGUCAUGGAAUGCCUUAUCCAAAGAAUAUUGAAACUGCUAAACGUGUUGAAGAUCAAAUUAGAAAAUAUGGUGCUACACCUGCCACUAUUUGUAUUAUUGAUGGUAUUAUUCAUGUUGGAAUUAAUGAUCAAGAAUUGGAUAAAUUUGGAAAAUUAGGAUCUGAAAAGAAAGUUGUAAAGUGUUCGAGAAGAGAUGUUGCUUUGGUUUGUAGUCAACAAAAACAUGGUGCUACUACUGUUUCUGCAACAAUGCUUUUGGCUCAUCGUUUUGGAAUUCAUGUCUUUGUCACAGGUGGUAUUGGAGGUGUACAUAGAGUUUUAAAUAAUAAUGAAAUUGAUCCAAUGGAUGUUAGUAGUGAUUUGACAGAAUUAGGAAGAACACCAACAUUGGUAGUUUCUGCUGGUGUUAAAUCAAUUUUGGAUAUUCCAAGAACUCUUGAAUAUUUAGAAACUCAAGGUGUGACAGUAGCAUCUUAUCAAACUGAUGAAUUCCCUGCUUUCUUUACAUCAAAGAGUGGUUGUAAAGCUCAUUGUAGAUUGGAUUCACCUCUUGAAUGUGCCAAAUUAAUUAAUUCAAAUCUUCAACUUGGAUUAAAUUCUGGAAUGUUGGUUGCUGUUCCAAUUCCAGAAAAUUUGGAAGCUAAAUCUGGAAUCUUGACUAAGGCCAUUGAACAAGGUUUAACUGAAGCCAAACAAAAGAACGUUAAAGGAAAGGAUGUUACACCAUUCCUUUUACAACGUAUUAACGAAUUAACAGGAGGUGAUAGUUUGAGAGCUAAUAUUGAAUUAGUCUUGAAUAAUGCUCGUGUUGGUGCACAAAUUGCUGUUGAAUUGAGCAAGAUUCAAAGUUUAAAUGUAAGUUUCUUUAUUUAA